This is a messenger RNA of Cladophialophora carrionii CBS 160.54, 1119 nucleotides long. RefSeq lists its product as uncharacterized. NCBI's taxonomy places the organism in Eukaryota, Fungi, Ascomycota, Eurotiomycetes, Chaetothyriales, Herpotrichiellaceae. Gene Ontology annotation, molecular function: oxidoreductase activity, acting on NAD(P)H, oxygen as acceptor. The coding region runs from base 1 to 1119 and encodes 372 amino acids. The record is from RefSeq and is a predicted model, not a curated record. Gene Ontology annotation, cellular component: intracellular anatomical structure. The transcript is spliced from 3 exons.
AUGAACACAUCCACUACCCACCGUUUGCUCAGGCAAGCAAGUCGGCGUCUAGCAAACCUCCCCAGGACACCGACAGCAACUGGCUUCCGACCACUGUCGACGGCAUGUCCCCGCGCACUCCGGCUCACUCCCUGGCGGCUUGACAAGGACGACCCAUAUCACAAGGCGUCGACCGAGGCAACGGGGACGUCGGCCGGACCGCAUGAAGGCUCUGCAUCUCGUACCGACCGUGAGAUCGUGGUCGAAUAUCCUCCCGAGGAAGAAUUCCCCCAGGAUCGCCCGUUGCGGGGUCGAGGCGGCGUCCAGUACGUCAAGACAUUACCGACGUUCAGUCUCGAGGGGCGCACGGCCGUAGUGACUGGCGGAGCGAGAGGUCUCGGAUUGGUCAUGGGUCAGGCAUUGGUGCAGUCGGGGGCUGAUCUGGCGAUCGUGGAUCUGAACAAAGAGGAGGGCGAGAAGCAGGCUCAGGAAUUGGUGUCGCUUAUAGCGAAGGAGAACAAGGAGAGCGGCUCGGACGAGCCGGUGCCCAAAGUCACAGCACACUAUGCCGACGUAUCAGACCCGGCGUCGGUGAAUGCCUGCAUCGCCGACAUCAUCGGGCAGCACGGUAAGAUCGACCACCUGGUCACUUCGGCUGGAUUCACAGAGAACUUUUCCGCCGAAACAUACCCGUAUGAACGCAUCAAGAAGCUCUGGGGCGUGAACGUCGACGGGACAUAUCUGUUCAGCACAGCUGUUGCGCGGCAUCUGAUGGAGCGGGACGUGACGCACGGAAGUAUUGUCAUGAUCGGCAGCAUGUCAGGCUCGAUUGUCAACGUGCCCCAACCACAGGCACCGUACAAUGCUGCAAAGGCGGCCGUGAGGCAUCUUGCGGCCAGCUUCGCGGUGGAAUGGGCACACGCCCAUAUCCGGGUCAAUUGUAUCAGUCCCGGCUACAUGCUGACGGCAUUGACUCGGAAAAUCCUGGACGACAACCCGGAACUCAACAAGACAUGGACAUCGUUAAUCCCGGUCGGCAAAAUGGGUUCCCCCGAAGACCUGCAGGGAGCGGUCGUCUAUCUGCUCAGUGAUGCCAGCCGAUAUGUCACAGGAGCAGACUUGAGAGUUGAUGGAGGGUGA